Molecule: messenger RNA, 1540 nt
Organism: Cyprinodon variegatus (sheepshead minnow)
Lineage: Eukaryota; Metazoa; Chordata; Actinopteri; Cyprinodontiformes; Cyprinodontidae
Product: homeobox protein otx5-like
Exons: 3
Coding region: 222-1109 (295 amino acids)
Biological process (GO): regulation of transcription by RNA polymerase II; multicellular organism development
Cellular component (GO): nucleus
Molecular function (GO): RNA polymerase II cis-regulatory region sequence-specific DNA binding; DNA-binding transcription factor activity, RNA polymerase II-specific
Source: RefSeq, a predicted model, not a curated record
GAGUCCUGGGGGCAACUUCACCUGCGUCUCUGCGCCUCUCAGCCCGGAUGUUCAGCGCGAGCCUCCGUCAUCCGCCGCUGAGCCGACGCUCAGCUUCAAGCGCAGUUUAAAGACAAAUCGCUGCCGAUCCAAGCUCUGUCCCGCCUCGCUCCAAAGGUCCCACAGCCGCUGCACGUCCCACCUCCGAGUCCACGACAGGACUUGGACAGGCUGCUGGAAGGAUGAUGUCCUACAUUAAGCAGCCCCAUUACACCAUGAACGGGUUAAACCUGCCUGGUCCCGGGAUGGACGUCCUUCACACCACGGUCGCUUAUCCCCCAACCCCACGGAAGCAGCGCAGGGAGCGCACCACUUUCACUCGGACCCAGCUGGACAUCCUUGAAGCUCUGUUCUCCAAGACGCGCUACCCGGACAUCUUCAUGAGGGAGGAGGUGGCCCUGAAGAUCAACCUGCCUGAGUCCAGGGUGCAGGUUUGGUUUAAGAACCGCCGUGCCAAAUGCCGGCAGCAGCAGCAGCAGAGCAACGGACAGUCCAAACCUCGUCCUCCUAAGAAGAAGGCCUCACCGGUGCAGGAGCCUAGCGCCCCUGAUCCAGUUCCCAAUCCCUCUGGUUCUUACAGCCCCUCCUCCGCUCAGUCAGCUGGACCCAGUCUGGCCCCCAGCUCCAGCACGGGGAACACCGCCGUGUCAAUCUGGAGCCCAGCCAUCUCCCCCCUGCCCGACCCCCUGGCCUCCUCUGCCCCUUGCAUGCAGCGACCUUCGCCGUACCCCAUGAGCUACGGCCAGCCCUCUGCCUACGCUCAGGGCUAUGCCAGCACCACCUCGUACUUCACUGGCCUGGACUGCAGUGCCUACCUGUCCCCCAUGCACUCGCAGCUGUCCGGCACUGGGGGUGCUCUCAGUCCCAUCACCGUCCCCUCUAUGGGAGGGUCUUUGAGCCAGUCGCCGGCGUCCCUUUCCUCACAGGGCUACAGCACGGCCUCGUCCCUGGGCUUCACCACUGUGGACUGCCUGGACUACAAGGACCAGCAGGCCUGGAAACUGGGCUUCACUACAAUGGACUGCCUGGACCACAAGGACCAAAACUCCUGGAAAUUCCAGGUCCUCUAGAGCCUGAAGGAUGAAGUCCUUGAUGGGAGCGUUGAAGAGUGUGACUUAGACUUUUUUCUGCUGAUUGUUGAUAACGUGUUUGUAGGCUGUUUGAAUAAUUCUCUGAGUUUUGUAGGAUUGGACCAACCUGGAGGCGGCGCUGUGCGAUGGAUGCUAACGGACCCACGGGUCUGUCCUCUUCAUGCUGUUUAAAUACAAAUUCAAGCCUUUUCAUUGUGUAAAGAGGACAUUUGGUUUGACAUGAAAGAACUGUAGACUCCGUCCUCCUCCUCAAAUAUUUAUCAUCAUUUUAAGCCACAUUUAGCUCGAUCAUUUGCUUUGAUUUAGAUAUGUUUUGGUCAUCUGUGUUAUUUCUAGCUGUGUUAGCGUUUAGCAUCGAUUUCACCUGUUGGAUGGAAAAAAGAUGAUCUGUUUUAGCUGUGUGAAGUAUU